AUAGUGUUUAUUUUUAUAAUUUUAUUGAGCUACACGAUGACUUCAUACGAGGACUACGAGGUAUGCAAUGACCUCGUGUCGUAUAUAAGCGCAUAUUCUUCCCGCCUAUGCACACUCACCAAGCAUUCGCGAUGGCGGUCAAGCUCCUGCUGCCGUUAGCGUUCCUAAUAACCGAAGUGUCUUGUGGUCAGAACAGCCUGGCCUUCGUCAUAGACCAUACUUACUCUAUGCACAAUGUGAUUACCGAAGUUCAAGGUGCCGCUAAGUCUAUCAUGGAUAUAGUUUUAGAAGCAAAGAAGAGUCAGAUUGAAGAUAUUGUGCUGGUGACGUUUGGUGAUCCAGAAGUAACAUUCAGGAUAAAGACCCGGGAUGAAGCGGUACUGAAGCGGGCAUUGGACACGAUCGAUUUGCAUGGCGGAGGUGACUGUCCGGAGAUGGCUCUGGGUGGCAUUAAGAUGGGGCUAGAAGAGAGUCGACCCGGCUCCUAUAUUUACUUGUUUACUGACGCCUCGGCGAAGGACUACAAAAGAUAUAAAGAGAUAAAGACUUUUAGCCAGGAGAAACAGAGUGAGAUUUUCUUUGUCCUAACUGGAGAUUGCGAUGACAUUUCUCAGCCGACGUUCAAGGUUUACGACGCAUUAGCGUCAGCGAGUAAUGGACAAGUAUUGAGGGUUACAAAAGCAGAAGUUCAACAGUUGCUCGAGUACGUGAAAGAAACCAUUAUGGGAGAGAGGGUAGUGAUUUCAUCUACAAACGUCCCUGCUGGCGCAUGGAAGGAAGUUAAAUUCAAUAUCGAUAAGCAGAUAGAGUACGCAGUAGUAUCAGCGUCUGGAUCUAACGUGUCUCUAAAGAUUUAUGACCCGAAAUCCGACUUAAAAACCGGCACGAAUAUUACAUGGACGCAAAAUGUUAAGAUCACAAAAAUUACAAAUUUAGAGCUCGGCACGUACACAGCGAAAGUGAAAGGAAACUCCCAUGUCAACAUAUUAGUGUUCGGGCGUACGGACUUCACGAUCCAACAUGGCUUCUCCACUGAAGUGGAACCCAACCUGAAUGCUACUGACACACUACCCACCACAGGAGUCGAAACACACUUGAUGAUAUCCGUGCAAGGCAAGACGAACUCGACAGUCAUCCGCGAGGUGGAGCUAGUGGACAUGCGCGACCAGCUCGUCAUGAGGCUGCCGCUGACACACGUGCAUGGAAACGUUUACACGACCGACAAGUUUCUGCCGCCAAAAGACACCUUCAAGAUCGCUAUAGUUGCAACAGAGCAGAGCUCUGGGAGCACAAUAAAACGCUCUGCGAAGACACCGGUGACAUCAAUUGAACCAGUGGCCCCAAAAAUUGCGAAAAUAGAAGACGUCAUAAAGAUAAAAGAAGGCGUAUCGAUCGACAUACAUUGCAGCAUCAUCCAAGGCAAACCUAGGCCUCAAAUAUCGUGGUACAUAAAGGAGGAAGGCGAGACCGCCUUCAAUCCACUGCCAGGCAAGGACGAAGUGUAUCACGUGGCCGCAGCUCUGACCAACGAUCAGUACAAGUGCGUGGCGAAGAAUGUAAAAGCUGAAGAUGAGCAUAUUGUAACUCUUGACGUAAAAACGGCUCCGAAGUUCCAGAAUACACCUCUUAUUAUAUCAAAAAAUAUAGGAGAACCAGUAACUAUAGAGUGCUCGCUUCAAAAAGGUAAGCCACGACCUAGAGUAACCUGGCAAUUCAAGCCUCAAGACACGACUGUAUUUACACCAUUAGAGUAUGAAGGUGAACUGUUGACUAUUGGAACAACACAACUGAGCCAGGCUGGGGACUACAGGUGCAUAGCGACCAAUACUGACGGACGCGAUGAGAAGACGACAACAUUGCUGGUCAAAGCUAACCCCACGUUAGAAAAGCCAACCAUAAGCAUUGAAGAAAACAAAAAGUCAACAAUGGAAAAUUCAAAUAUAACUUUGCGCUGCAGGGUAACCGGAGGUUUCCCCAAACUUACCGUGAAUUGGUUGUACAAGGGGCAGUAUGCAGAUAAAUACACGACGAUUGUCAAAAAUAGCGAAAGCAUUAUUCUUAAAAAUAUUCAACAAAGCGAUGCGGGACAGUACAAGUGCGUGGCAAAGAACGACGUGGGUGAAGCAGAACAAGUAGUAGAACUCGUGGUCAAUGCGGCUCCGAAGUUCCAGGAUACACCUCCUAUUAUAUCAAAAAAUAUAGGAGAACCAGUAUCUAUUGAGUGCUCGCUUCAAAAAGGCAACCCACGACCUAGAGUGACCUGGCAAUUCAACCCUCAAAACACGACUGAAAUUAUGCCAUUAGAGCAUGAAGGCGAACUGUUGACCAUUGGAACAGCACAACUGAGCCAGGCUGGGGACUACAGGUGCUUAGCAACCAAUACUGAGGGACGCGAUGAGAAGACGACAACAUUGCUGGUCAAAGCUAACCCCACGUUAGAAAAACCAACCAUAAGCUUAGAAGAAAACAAAAAGUCAACAAUGGAAAACUCAAAUAUAACUUUGCGCUGCAGGGUAACCGGAGGUUUCCCCAAACUUACCGUGAAUUGGUUGUACAAGGGGCAGUAUGCAGAUAAAUACACGACGAUUGUCAAAAAUAGCGAAAGCAUUAUUCUUAAAAAUAUUCAACAAAGCGAUGCGGGACAGUACAAGUGCGUGGCAAAGAACGACGUGGGUGAAGCAGAACAAGUAGUGAAACUUGUGGUCAAUGCGGUUCCGAAGUUCCAGAAUGCACUGGGACUUAUAUCAAUCAGUGAAGAAGACCUAGCAGUUAUUGAGUGCACGAUUCAGAAAGGAAGUCCGCGGACAAAAGUAACCUGGCAGUUCAAAGCUCAAGACAAGACUGAAUUUAUGCCUUUAGAGUACGAAGGCGAAUUGUUGAUCAUUAGAAAAACGCAACUGAGCCAGGCUGGAGAGUACAGGUGCUUAGCGACCAACACCGAGGGACGUGAUGAGAAGACGACGACAUUGGUGGUCAAAUCGAAAUCUCCGUCUAAAAAUCUAACGAUUAAGCAAACGGCAAUGGAGAAUGCAACUAUAAGCUUGAACUGCAGGGUAGCCAAAGGUUUCCCAGCGUCUAGCGUAAAGUGGUUCUACAAAGGACGGUAUGCAGAUGAAUUUGAAAUGAUUUUCACGCGUAGCGAAAAAGUAAUACUUACAAAUAUUCAACCAAGCGAAGCGGGGCAAUACAAAUGCGUAGUGGAGAAUGGAACGGAUAAAACGGAACAAGUUAUAGAUCUCGUGAUUUACGUGGGUCCAAAGUUCCGGAAAACACCUAACGUUAUAACUAAGUCUGAAGGAGAGCCAGUAAUCAUUGACUGCACGCUUCAGAAAGGCAGCCCACAACCAAAAAUAACCUGGCAGUUCAAGCCUCAAGACACAACUGAAUUUGUGCCUUUAGAGCAUGAAGGAGGAUUAUUGACUAUUGGAACAACGCAACUGAGCCAGGCUGGAGAGUACAGGUGCUUAGCGACCAGUACUGAGGGGUGUGAUGAGAAGACGACAACUUUGGUGGUCAAAGAACUGGACACACUCCGUAGCGGAGCGUGACGUCACCGCCGCAGCCCCGACUCGAUCCUCGGGUCAACAACCCACUCCCGGAAUAUCUAGCAGUCAUUAAGAUAAAUAAAUAAAUAUUAUAGGACAUUAUUACACAAAUUGACUAAGUCCCACAGUAAGCUCAAUAAGGCUUGUAUUGAGGGUACUUAGACAACGAUAUAUAUAAUAUAUAAAUAUUUAUAAAUACUUAAAUACAUAGAAAACACCCAUGACUCAGGAACAAAUAUCCAUGCUCAUCACACGAAUAAAUGCCCUUAC
Molecule: messenger RNA, 3815 nt
Organism: Cydia pomonella (codling moth)
Lineage: Eukaryota; Metazoa; Arthropoda; Insecta; Lepidoptera; Tortricidae
Product: hemicentin-1-like
Exons: 25
Coding region: 108-3548 (1146 amino acids)
Biological process (GO): homophilic cell-cell adhesion
Cellular component (GO): cell-cell junction; plasma membrane
Molecular function (GO): cell adhesion molecule binding
Source: RefSeq, a predicted model, not a curated record